AUGGCCGACGUCCGAUCGCUCCUCCGCAGCGAAUUAGCUUCCCGCAAGGGCACCUCUCCAAAUUCGACAGGAAAUCGCGUCACCAAAAAGCGCAAGGUUGAUAGUGGAGAUGGAGUAAUGCGAAAGAAGAUCCGCGCCGCUGAACUAGAUGCGUUUCAGUCUACCUCUGACGCAAUAAGCGCCGAGCAAACUCCAGAGCAAGAAGGUCCGGGGCAAGUCGAGGAUGGUGUCGCCGGCCCAGAACCUCCGCUCGAUGACGAACAAGAGAUUAUUGAGCCAGCCAUCGCAGAAGAACCCACUACGCAGUCGCCCCAAGAUCCAUCCACGCCUAUUGACGAAGAGGCAUGGGCAGCAUUUGAACGCGACGUCGCCGCGCAGGAUGAUGAGCCCCAUGUACCAGCCGCUGUCACAGCCGAGGCUACGAUAUCCGCGGCACCAAUGACAGCCGCAGAACUCGCUGCGCAGCAAGAGAGAGCGAAGGCGUCGGCAGUCCGCACUCGUGAGACAGAGUUGGAAGGGGAGCGAGAGGAUGCCGCACGGCUUUUGGAGGAAGAGUUUGAUGAGAUGGAUCAGUUGGAGGAGCGGGUGCGAAGACUCAAACAAAAACGCGAGGAGUUGCGGAAAGCCCGCGUCCAAGAUCAGACACAGGAUGAGCCGAUGGGAUCUGGCGCAGUGGAGCAGGAUGAGAGCGAGAGUGAAGACGAUGAGGAUGAGGAUUGGGAUGAUUGGAGAUUUAAAUGA
Penicillium robsamsonii is the source of this 741-nucleotide messenger RNA. RefSeq lists its product as uncharacterized. The record is from RefSeq and is a predicted model, not a curated record. The transcript has a single exon. Bases 1 to 741 code for a protein of 246 amino acids. Lineage: Eukaryota; Fungi; Ascomycota; Eurotiomycetes; Eurotiales; Aspergillaceae.